Molecule: messenger RNA, 2975 nt
Organism: Python bivittatus (Burmese python)
Lineage: Eukaryota; Metazoa; Chordata; Lepidosauria; Squamata; Pythonidae
Gene: IFNGR1
Product: interferon gamma receptor 1
Biological process (GO): cytokine-mediated signaling pathway
Cellular component (GO): plasma membrane
Molecular function (GO): cytokine binding; cytokine receptor activity
Source: RefSeq, a predicted model, not a curated record
CGCGGUUCUGAGCGCGGAACCGUGGGAGGCUUCGUUCGUCCGUCCGUCCCGUUCCCCCCUCGCCUCCCCCUGCUGCCGCCCUCGUCUUGCUCUUCUAGCUGUCUCGAAAUACGGGCGCGCCCCGAGCGAGACGUGACGCGCAGAAAAUGAGGGUCGUCGGGCCCUGGCUCGUCCUCCCCCUCUUAGGCUGGACCCUCUGCAGCGGUUUUAGCGCGUGGGAACCGCAGACGGAAGUUCCUCCUCCAAAAAAUAUUGUUGUAAAAUCAUAUAACUACAACAUCUCUGUAUGCUGGGAUUAUGAAAACUCAUCCUCAAAGCCUCUAUUUACCGUGCGGAUCACGUGCUACAGCACUGGUAUUUACGAGGAAGUUGAUACUUGCAUAAACAUAACACAACACUAUUGUGACCUCACCAACAAGACUGAUCAGUGUGAAACCUUCUGGGUGGGAGUGAAAGCUCUUUCUGGACAACACGAAUCUAAAUAUAAUGAACAAAAAUUUGAUGUUCUCAGGGAUGGCCAAAUAGGACCUCCAAAGUUCAAUCUUUCCAUUGAUAAUCAUGAUGUUAUACUUAAUAUUGAAUCACCUCUCAGUCUAUAUGAAGACCUAAUUGACCAGUUCAUCUACAAAGUGUUCCUUUGGCCAAAUGGAAGCCCAGAAGAGCGACAAGAGUUUAUCUGGGAGGACUGCUUUGAUCAGACAUGCAGUUUACCUCUUCCUAUUUCUUCUUUGAAUACCUCUUACUGUAUUUCCGUUCAAGCCAUUUUAUCAGUGAUAUCAAAGGCUGGUGAAGAAUCAGAAGAAAAGUGUAUCUCUCCUUCUCCCAAGAACCACCUAGGCUUGACAUUGUUGAUAAGUUUCGGAACUGUUGUCUUGCUUCUUCUGGCAGUCAUUCUUACCAUGGUCUUCAUAAAACUUCGGGAGAAAAAAAUUACGCUUCCCAAAUCUCUGGUUACUGUGGUAAGAAACCAAGUCAGCAGUGCUGAAUUUAAGUCAGAAUGCAAAUAUGAUAUUAUAUCUUCAACAUCUUACAAGCCAGUGGUAGAGUGUGAAGAUGAAAAAUCAGUAGAGAAAUUAGAUGUCACUGAGAAGGUAAAAACCACUGAUCCCAGUGAUUAUGGCAAAGAAGCAGAUGCUGAUGAUUCCCAAGGAAUUCAAGGAGAAGGGAGCACCCAAGAGGACACGGGUGCAGAAAUCCAUGAAAAUGAACAGAUUCAUGAAGACAGUAUCAUGGAUUACUCAAAAUCUCUCACUGGCCAAGACACACAUAGCAGUCUUCAAAAUCAGGAUCCUUCCAAAGCAGAUGUCCAACGAAGUACAGUCCUAGGAUGCUCAAUAAAAGCAUCUGGGUAUGACAAACCCCACUGGAUUGGCUCAAGCUCUAGAGAUGAAUUCUGACUACCGUCCAAAAAUUGGGGAAACAAUUUUUCCUAUAAAAGAGCAUUAUCAGAAACUUCAUCAGAAGCAUCCAUGGCCAUGCUUGUGAGCACUUUAAUCCUCACAGUACAGUGAGACUUCAUAUAGUCUUAUGGUAUGAAACCUGAGAUGUGCUAAACUGAAGAUACAGUCCUAUUGUCCUUUUUACUUGGUAAAAAGUCCUUUUUACUUGGUAAAAAAUAAAUCUCAUUGUAUUCUCUUCAUUUUGAAUAGAUAUUCAUAAGGUUCUAAUACAGUUAUUUCAUGAUAUACCAAUAUGGUGCCCUGACAGCCUUUUUAUUAAGAACCUGGUAUUUUCUAAAAAAAAUUGGACUAUAAAUUCUAUAGUUCUUUGCCAGCAGCCUUGAUGAUUGGGUGCUGGUAGGCUUGAACAGCUGGACAGCAUUAUUUUGCCCUUUGUUCUCAGAGCAGUUCCUUUUCUCCUGCCAAAGGUAUGAUAGGUAUUAAAGAUAGGACUAACUGACCAGAGGUUUCUCUCUAUAUUGGUCAGUAGAAGAGGCUGUGGGAGUAUUACAACAAGUGUAGUCUUCUGUGCAUAGUAGGGGAGAUUUGUAGUGUUAGCUUUUUGCUGACAGGAGAAAAUUCCAAAAAGCCCAACUUGUAAGGAAAUACUGGAAAAGUAUAAUUUUCAGCCAGGGCAUUUCCAGGGAGGACUUGGAAAGACCAUAACAAGUAGAUGGGGCUAUAUUGUAUUCAAGCAAUUUCACUUCAGGUAAAAUAGCUUACUGGUUUCUGUAUGUAUUAGAUAUGUACCAUAUAAUAUGACUCAUAAGUAUGUGAACAUACGUUACCUUUGCAGAUAUUUAAGCAUGGUAAAUACUUGAACCAUUUGUUUAGUGCCUACAUUUAAAUAUUUAGCCAUAUGAUUAUUAAUCUUCAUUCUGUCUUGGAAAGUUUUAUACAAAUUGUUUAUAGCUGUGACAAAUGAAAUGGCCAGCCAGCAUUAAUUCCCAGAAUCCUCAGGAAACAUGAAAAUCUGAGAGUUGCACUCCAGAUAGAACUGAAAAUUGCCAGAUUGGUGAAGCUAGACCAGUUCAUUCUGCUUUACAAACAAGGGUUUAAAUUCCAUUGUCCUUUGACUGUAACUAGUUUGGUAACACUAAAAUUACUUUGAGGCAGUGAACUGUAGUGGUUAAGGUGUUGGACUAGGACCAGAGAGACCCAGGUUCAAGUCUACCCUCAGUCACGGAAGUUCACUAGGUGACUGGGCCAGUCAUUCUCUGUCAAUCCAGUGUUUCCCAUAGGGUUGUUGGAGUGGGAGAAUGGAGGACUGCUAUCUACACCGCCUUGAUCUUGUGAGGAAAGGUAUGAUAUAAAUCAGUAAUACUUAGAUCUUAGUAAUCAAAGAUGGAACCCCAAUAGAUGUCAAUUGUUGAGAUGUCUAUCAUUUUAUUACAGGAUAGCUUUCCUUGACAGUACGUAUCUUGUAGCAACUAUAUCCAGGUAAAGACUAUAAGGAAAAUAAUACAGGUAGUGCUUGCUUAAUGACUGCCCUGUUUAGCAACUGUUCAUAAGUUACAACAGUGCUAAAAAAGUAAC